This is a messenger RNA of Paramecium tetraurelia, 1308 nucleotides long. RefSeq lists its product as uncharacterized. The record is from RefSeq and is a predicted model, not a curated record. The transcript is spliced from 6 exons. Lineage: Eukaryota; Ciliophora; Oligohymenophorea; Peniculida; Parameciidae.
AUGAAGAAUUAAGAUUAAAUCCUUCUUAAGAACUCAGCCAUUCCUGGUUACUCUGGACAUAUUCCAUAUACCAAAUCAGAAAAUAUAUUUGGCAGGCCUUUCUCAGCAAUCACAAGAGAGGCUUUUAGUCAUGUUCCUAUCACUGAUGAAAAGUGGAAUACUUCCACUAAGGUUUAAUUUAAGAAUCCGAAAACCUUGGUUUAGCCAACCCAUCGCCAAACCGAAAAAGUAUUAAAGAACAAGAAGUUUCAAAAUUCUGGGUUUCUAUAAAAUAACAGUACUGGGGAUUAAAAAGGGUGGAAAACUCACAAGAAUAUGCUUAUGAUUCUAAAUAUGAAAGAAAAUUAUGAUAAUUAUUAUUUAUAUUUGAUGUCAACUCAGUAUAGAGUUCCUUCCAAUGACAAUUACAUUCGCGAUUUAGAAAACAUCUCACAGAGAGAGCGCCAUGGAUUAUUCAAUUAGCCACCACCUUUAUUAUUGGGGGAUUAAUAUAACGAUGCCUUGAAAAGCUAAGGCAAAGAGAAAGCAAUUCUAAUUAAUAAAAAACUCUAAAAAAAGCAUGAACCUGCUUUGUUUUCAGAGCCUGGAUAUACUACAUUAGAUGACCCAUAUAAAGAUUCAUUUAAAGCUAAAUAAAUUUAUGAUAAAGAGAGAGAAUUGGCCAUUAAAAAUCCCCAUAGCUUCAAGCCAAAUGACCACUAAAAAUCCGUUAAACAUUCCGAGUUUGAGCAUAUGAAGGAAUAUAAUGAUAAGGUCUUUAAAACUCGAAAUUCAGCUGGAAAUGUCAUCACUCAAGCUAGAAACUUUUUGACCAACCCUGCUAAAAAAGGAUUAGGCAGAACAACAACAAAGAAUUUAUUUAGUUAGAUAGAAUACAUUCCUGAUCCUUAUGAUAGACAAGAAGAAAUGGAAAGAAAGGAGAGAAUACAACACAAAAGCAAAUAACUACCUGGAACAACGAGAUUUGUCACUACUAGCCAUGGAAAUAGACCCUUUACUGCAGACGGUAUCUUAGUAGAUGGAGCAGGAUAUACCAUAUUAAAAAAACCACCUCUUUAUAAAGGAAAUCCAUUCAGACCAUCAAACUAAAAUAAAAAAGGAUUUUAAGGAACUUUCGAAGUGCUUCAAUAUAUGGAAGAAGGUGGUCCUGAUAUAAAAACAAAACAAAAUACAUUCGAAAAAUUGAGUGCCACCCAAACAUUUGAAAAACCUUGGAGACCAAAUUCUAAUGGAACAUUUGCAAGACCUUGUCCGAGUGUUUCUUAAUAAAUCAGAAAUAGAAGUGCAGGAUCAAAUUAAAGAGGAUGA